UUUGACACCAGAGCCGUAUCUUGCAAUAUUCUAUGCUAAAAAAGUUGACACAGAGAUUUAACAAUCCAAGGAUAGGGAGAAUAUAUACAAAUUUGAUCCAUGCCCCACUUGGCACAGAAUAAAAGUGCUUCUCCAAAAUGAAAAAAAAAAGAUUAUUUGGCUUUAUUUCUUAAUGGCAAACACCAUUCAAAUAAAUAAACUCACUAGGGUCCCCUCUUGCUCUCAAACGUAACCCGGGUGAUAAUAUUCUUAACUAAAGAGAAGAAUCAUUAAUAGUAUCUUGUUUCACAUGCAUAGUAACCAUUCAUCUUCUAUAUUCACAAAACAGAAUAUAUUUUAUAUUAUAGUGACAAACACCAUUGCUUCAUUUCCUUGCUCUCUCCAAAUUUCAAUGGAGAUAUUCAAAUUCUUUUACUUCAUUAAUCUUCUCAUUCUUCUCUCUAUUUUCAUCUUACCAUCAUCAUCAUUAUCACCAUUGCCAAUUGAUUCUUAUUCAAAAGCACUCUUGAGUAUAAAAUCCGAGCUCAUAGAUGACAACAACAGCUUGGAUGAUUGGGUGGUGCCGUCCGAAAAGAACUUAACUCAAAAUGGAAGUUCCUAUGCAUGUUCUUGGUCUGGUAUCAAAUGUAACAAUCACUCCCUUAUAACUUCCAUAGACCUUUCCAUGAAAAAACUAGGAGGUACUCUAUCAGGUAAUGGAUUCAGUGUCUUCACAAAUGUUACUAAUUUCAACCUAAGCUAUAAUUUCUUCUCUGGAAAUCUUCCAUCACAGAUUUUCAACCUCACAAGCUUGGAAACCUUGGACAUAAGCAAAAACAAUUUUUCAGGUCAAUUCCCAAAAGGAGUUUCAAAGCUAAAAAAUUUGAUUCUACUUGAUGCACUUAGCAACGCCUUUUCAGGUCAAUUACCCGCAGAAUUUUCACAACUGGAAUAUCUUAGGAUUCUUAACCUUGCUGGAAGUUACUUUAUCGGAACAAUUCCAUCUGAAUAUGGCUCUUUCAAAAGCCUUGAGUUUCUUCAUCUAGCUGGAAAUUCUCUAUCCGGAAAUAUACCUUCUAAGCUUGGUAAUCUUCAAACACUGAUUCACAUGGAAAUUGGCUACAAUUUUUAUCAGGGUUUCAUUCCGGCGCAAAUCGGUAAUUUGAGCAAGCUCAAGUAUCUUGACAUAGCAGGUGCUAAUCUAUCUGGUUUUAUUCCAAAGGAACUUUCCAACCUAACUAGUUUGCAAUCACUUUUUCUGUUCAAAAACCAACUCACAGGAUCAAUACCAAGUGAGCUCGGCAAAAUUAAACCGCUCAAAGAUUUAGAUCUCUCUGAUAACUUCCUUUCGGGGUCCAUUCCUGAAAGUUUUUCCGAGUUGAAGAACCUCAGACUUCUUAGUCUCAUGUACAAUGACAUGAAUGGAACUGUUCCAGAAGGGAUUGCAGAAUUAGCAUUCUUGGAAACUCUUGUUAUUUGGAAGAAUAAUUUCUCUGGAUCACUCCCAAAGAGUUUAGGAAAAAACUCCAAACUCAAGUGGGUGGAUGUCUCCACAAAUAAUUUCAAUGGCAACAUACCACAAGACAUUUGUCUCGGUGGAGUACUGGUUAAGUUAAUUCUGUUUUCAAACAAAUUCACCGGAAGUCUUUUCUCGAUCUCGAAUUGUUCUUCCCUUGUUCGACUUCGCGUAGAAGAUAAUUCAUUUUCGGGUCAGAUCCCUUUAAAAUUCAACCAUCAUCUGGAUGUCACAUAUGUUGAUUUGUCAUUGAACCAUUUCGUUGGAGGGAUUCCCUCAGAUAUUUCUCAAGCUACUCAAUUGGAGUUGGAGUAUUUCAAUGUCUCUUAUAAUAAUUUGACAGGUCAAAUACCUGAAGAGCUUGCCAAUUUCCCUAGUCUCAAAACUAUAGAUUUGUCUAACAAUAAGUUCAAUGGCAUCAUACCUGCAAAGUUUGGCAGUUCAUCAAGUUUACAACUUCUCAACGUGUCUUUCAACAAUAUCUCAGGUUCGAUACCAAAAGGAAAGCCAUUCAAACUAAUGGAUAGCAGUGCUUUUGUUGGAAAUCACGAGCUAUGUGGUGCACCGUUAAGAUCGUGUUAUGAGUCUCUGGGAAUAUUAGGCAGCUUACGGACUUGGAAGCUUACACAAAUUGUGUUACUUUUUGUAGGAUUGUUAAUAAUUCUUCUCGUGUUGGCUUUCGGAAUACUUCACUUCAGAAAGGGAUUCAAGAGUUUAUGAAAAAUGGUUUCGUCAUGUUUUGAAAAGUUUUAGUGUUGUUGCCAUUGAACAUGCACAAUUUCCAUCACCAUCACAUUGUAGUUACAAAACCAAAUAUUCCAACUACAAUUAAGCAGGAAACAACAGGUAUGCGUGUUCGUAUGCGUAAGAAACAAACAAGUCAUAUUUAGCCUUUUUACCCUAAAAAUUAGUAACAUUUAUAUUGGAAAAAGUUCAAGUCAAGUGUUGUUUUUAUAGCCUAAAUAAGGUUUACUAUAAAGUAAAGACAAUCAUAAUCUUACAAAUUAGCUUGCAGAUAUGUAUAGUUAACAAUUGAUUUGCAAAGUUAACAAGUUUGCAGAUGUGUGAUUAGAUAACUCUGUAUCUUGUAUAAUACAUAUUUCAUUGUUUCAA
Molecule: messenger RNA, 2608 nt
Organism: Vicia villosa (hairy vetch)
Lineage: Eukaryota; Viridiplantae; Streptophyta; Magnoliopsida; Fabales; Fabaceae
Product: leucine-rich repeat receptor-like protein kinase TDR
Exons: 1
Coding region: 290-2215 (641 amino acids)
Molecular function (GO): protein binding
Source: RefSeq, a predicted model, not a curated record